UGACAAGAUGACAAGAUAACAUUUUGCGGCCUAUAUAAGUCAGUUGAGUCGACAGAUUGGGCAUGGCCAUCGUGUUAGGCGGUGGCUACAGCCGCCGGUUCGAAAUUUUCUCCAAGCUUUCCCUCCUUUCUCUUUUCCCCUCCCGUUGCCAUGGCCGACGUUGCCUUAUCCCGCUCGCAUUCGAAGAAGUGGUGGAAGGAGGCAGUCGUGUACCAGGUGUACCCCGCCAGCUUUAAGGAUGCUAAUGGGGAUGGCGUUGGCGACCUGCCCGGCAUCGUCGAAAAGCUGGACCACAUCCAGUCCUUAGGCGCAACUGUCGUUUGGAUUUGCCCCAUGUAUGACAGCCCUCAAGUGGACUUGGGCUACGACAUACGCAACUAUGAGGAGAUUUACCCACCUUACGGCACCAUGCAGGACAUGCAAAACCUUAUCGACAGCUGCCACGCCCGCGGCAUGCGCAUCAUCCUCGACCUCGUUAUCAACCACACUUCGAACCAGCACGCUUGGUUCCGCGAGUCGCGCGCUUCCAAGGACAGUCCCAAGCGCGACUGGUACAUCUGGCGGCCCGCCCGCCGCGGCCCCGCCGGCGAGCGUCUUCCGCCCAAUAACUGGCGGUCCAACUUUGGCAGCGGCGUGUGGACGUGGGACGACGCCUCGCAGGAGUACUACCUCCAUCUCUUUGCGCCCGAGCAGCCUGACCUGAACUGGGAGAAUGUCGAGACCAGGAAGGCCGUGUAUGCGUCGGCGAUGGAGUCGUGGCUGCUCAGGGGCGUGGACGGGUUCCGCGUCGACACGGUCAACAUGUACUCCAAAACGCCGGGGCUGCCCGACGCCCCUGUCGUGAACCCGGCGCAGGAGUGGCAGUUCGCCGCGGGCCAGUUCUGCAACGGGCCAAGGAUGUACGAGUACCUGGAUGAGAUGAAUAAGGUUAUGGAAGGCUACGACACCAUGACGGUGGGUGAACUGCCGCACACGCCGGACCUCGAGAGGGUGCUCAAGUACGUCUCGGCGGCGGAAAAGAAGCUGGACAUGGUCUUUCAGUUUGACGUGGUCGACACAGGCUCUGGAGCCGACGUCAAGUACGACACGAAACCUUUUAAUUGGACGCUCCCAGAGUUCAAGCGCAGGGUCCUGCGAACGCAGUCUCUCAUCACCGGCACCGAUGCCUGGACCACCAGCUUCCUCGAGAACCACGACCAGGCCCGCUCCAUCAGCCGCUUCGCCUCGGACGCGCCAGAGCAUCGCGUACAGUCGGGCAAGCUGCUCAGCCUGCUUACCUGCACCCUGUCCGGCACGCUCUUUGUGUACCAGGGGCAGGAGAUCGGCAUGGUCAACAUGUCCCGAGAUUGGCCCAUGGACGAGUACAAGGACAUCGAGUCUGGCAACUACUACCGCGAGGUCCAGGCUAAAGUUAAGGGCACCCCAAACGAGUCUGCGGCACUGGCUGCCGCCAAAGCCAGCCUGCAGCACCUGGCACGGGACCACGCUCGUGUGCCCAUGAGCUGGGAUGCAUCCCCGCAGGGCGGCUUUUCGACCAACCCGACGACCUGGAUGCGCACGCACCACCUGGCGAGCGAGAUCAACGUGGCGUCCCAAACAAACAACCAGUCGAGCGUGCUGGAGUUCUGGCGGAAAGCACUGCGGCUACGGAGGGACCACGCCGGAGUGCUGGUGUAUGGCGACUUCGAGAUUGUAGAGAUGGAGGACCCCAGCACCUUCGUCUACACUAAGCGCAACGGGACAGAGACAGCCCUGGUAAUGCUGAACUUCACGGCUGGACGCGUGGACACGAAGGUUCCAGAAAAGUUGGCCGGUGCCCCAUUGCAACUCGUAACAUCGACAUACGAGGAUGGUGGCAUGGCUGGGAACUUGCGCCCGUUCGAAGGACGGCUGUAUCUGGCGCCAGAAAAAUCACAAUAGCGCGUGGGUGGAAGCGGGGACUGCCGGUUCAUUAACCGAAAUGAUGGUGGUGUGGAUGUUGUUCUCGCCAAGACCCUCACAGUGCGGUAUUUCUUAGCGCGGGGCGUCUCGGGAGCAACCCCUAGCGUGCCAAGCCAACCCCGCUCACUCUAUCAUCUCACGCCACUCCAUCCCUUCGUGUCCUCCAGUGCCUCCCUUCAACAAUCACCGCCUGACUGCAACCAAACUUAUGCCCUCCCUGCAGAUCGCACCACCGUCCUGUAGCAGCGUUGUGUUACCUUGCAAGGACUACAACCCCGCUCCCUGCGCGCAAAGUCGGCACCAACUGAAAGAAAUAAGCCGCACACUUUAGGAAGACCAGCAAGCAAAGUGGGGUAAAUGUCUCUGGUCUGAUUGGCUGCUCCCGGCAUUUGUGGCCAAUGAUUGGCUAAAAAUUUUAAAGUGUGCUGUUUUUUGUUUUCAGUUGGUG
Gaeumannomyces tritici R3-111a-1 is the source of this 2389-nucleotide messenger RNA. RefSeq names its product alpha-glucosidase. The transcript is spliced from 4 exons. Bases 151 to 1920 code for a protein of 589 amino acids. The record is from RefSeq and is a predicted model, not a curated record. Gene Ontology annotation, molecular function: alpha-amylase activity. Gene Ontology annotation, biological process: oligosaccharide catabolic process. Lineage: Eukaryota; Fungi; Ascomycota; Sordariomycetes; Magnaporthales; Magnaporthaceae.